Fomitiporia mediterranea MF3/22 is the source of this 1005-nucleotide messenger RNA. RefSeq lists its product as uncharacterized. NCBI's taxonomy places the organism in Eukaryota, Fungi, Basidiomycota, Agaricomycetes, Hymenochaetales, Hymenochaetaceae. The coding region runs from base 1 to 1005 and encodes 334 amino acids. The record is from RefSeq and is a predicted model, not a curated record. The transcript has 6 exons.
AUGGGAGUCGAACCUUCGUUGGUCUUUGCAUUACCUACGAGGAUGAUCCCGUACACCUACUCGUCUUCAUCGCGAUUCACCCCGAAUCGCUGGGGUUCCGGGGUCCGCGAUUCACUUUGCAUGAAAGUGAAUCGCGCAGGUGAAUCGCGCACUGAAUCGCGAGGUUUGACCACGCCUAAUGACGCAGGUCAGAAGAUGAUAGCAAAGGUUUCGAUUCAAGCAAAGAAAUACUAUCCGAAAGACUUGAAGGAUCCCAAGCUUACUGAAAAGUUUAAAAAGGUUAGCGCUUUUAGAACAAUCCUCGACAAGUAUGUUGAUGUGCGCGACGGUACGCUGGUCAUUGUCAAAGCAUUGCUUCUGCUUAAGUCUACGUUGCAGCCUGUAAGGAAUAUGCUACUCACGAUUUCUCAAGUUCUCGACGGGGUACUCGGCCGUCGUCUCCUCUCGGAAAACACAGACAAUACAGUGAUUAUGAUUAUGACACUUCAAGAGUAUUAUGAUGCUCUGAAAAGUUACUGUGAGGCAGAAGAAGAAAGGCUCAGGGCCCAGCGCAAGGAAGAGGAGCAGAGACACUUAAGACACAUUGCUGAGCGUGAACAGAGGCGUCAAGAAUGGUUACGAAAGGUAUAUGAAGAGGAGGAGCGCAGACGUGCAGAGGAAGAAGAAGAACGCCGAAGGAUCUCUGAAUAUGAAGAAGCUUGUAGGAAAGCUGAACGUGAGCGCCGGCGAAAUGAGGAAUGGCGUCAUCAUGGUACAGCGCGCACCACUCUCGACAUCAUUCUUCAGACCGAAGACCUCGUUCUACUCAUGAACAAGAGAUUAGGUUCAACCAUGUUCGUCCGAGACCGCAAACAGUGCCGUCAGGGCGGCACGUACAGGAACGCAGAUACAUUGAUCCAAAUGGGCACUCAACGACAACUACCAGGAUUAUUACAGAUUAUGGUGAUGGUGACGACUAUUCCGAUGGAGGGUAUUUGCCUUCAUUGUCAGGAUUUGGAUCCCUAG